Messenger RNA from Dentiscutata heterogama, 3306 nucleotides. The record is from the annotation of a GenBank genome assembly. Lineage: Eukaryota; Fungi; Glomeromycota; Glomeromycetes; Diversisporales; Gigasporaceae.
AUGGAUUCACAAAAUUUAUCGGACGAUUUUGUUUUACCAUACAGUACUAAUCUCGCCACAGAAUCAUAUAACACUGCUUCGCUACGAACUGCAAGAAGGCAUGUCCUGGCACACACUGAUAACCUUUCUCUCCCGGGAACAAUAACAAAUCAUGAGAUAAAUCCAUUAUCAUCCGUACUGUCACAUUAUACAACUAAUGAACGUAUAUAUGAUGUGACAAGGAAAACUUCUAACUCAAGUCUUGCAAGCACUCUUACAAAUGAAGUUUCUACUCUUAAUAGUGACACUCCUUUGAUUGAUUCCUCUAAUUCCAACCCUGAUAAUAAAAAUACUGUACAUGAUAAUUCUCCUUUACUCUCUCCGUCUCGUUCUACACGUCAAUUUACUCACAUUCAUAAAAAGAGAUUAUCGAGAACUAUGCAACAUAUUUCCUCUUUUAUAAGAAUAACCGUAAAUAUUUCUCCAACUAUUUCAUUUCCUGUUACUAUCGAAAAAUCAUAUACGGUCGAAAGGUUGGCCAGGCAAAUCGAAGCUGAAUAUGCUUUUAAAUAUGGUGAUAUUGAAGGUUGUCUUCAUGAACCUCUUGAAGUAGGUUUACUUUAUGACGUUAGUAUGGUUGCGUUGCGAUUUCGCGAUCUCGUAGGUGAUGUUUUAGAACAUGGUGAUGUUGUUAAUGUACUUAAUAUUUAUGAAGAUUGUAAUGAUCUCGAAUAUGCUGAAGUUUUUGACUUUGAAUUUCAAGAUUUUAAUCUUGAUAAAGAUUUUGUGCUAAGUAACAAUAAGGAGAAUCGCAGUUUCAGCUUGCCAAUUACUAAUGAUGAUAUUUCACAGAUAAAUGAUAACCCCAUUCCUUUAAAUCAAACUAUACAUCCAUCUAUUUCUCCUGUAUCUGAUCCUUAUCUUUCAUUAAAUCUAUUGCCUUCUACCUCACAAAACUCUCAAUCUAAUUUUAGAUCUAUUCUUAAUAAUAUUCUUGCUCUAAAUUAUUUUCAAAAAUUCACCAUUCGAGAAUUUUCUGUUGAAAAUUUGUUAUUUUGGCUUGAUAUUGAACUUUUUGCUGCUGGAACUUGUGAUAUAGAAGAUAAUUAUUUUGAAGAUCAACAAACUGCUAUCAUUCAUGCACGAUAUAUCUAUUUAACUUAUAUAAGUUCAAAUGCUCCUUUACAAGUUAACCUUAGUGAUGAGAUAAGAAAAGAUAUCACUUGGCCAUUGGAUGAUGAUUGUAUAAUAGAAAGAAAUAUGUUUGAUGAAGCGCAAGAGGCUGUUUAUCAAUUAAUGAAAGGUCAUUCUUUUACGCGAUUUGAAACAAGUCCCGAAUGGGAAGAAUGUGAAAAUAUAAAGGCGGAUAACCCUAAAGAAUAUGAAGAUCGUGAAAUGAUUGAACCACUUGAUCGUUAUUUCCGUCCGAAUAUGUCAUUAAUGCUUGCUAUCACCAUGGCACUUGGUGAUAAUUGUAAUCCUGCUCCAACUUCUCAUCAUUACAAAGAACAAACUUUACAUUCUAUUCUUUCUCAAUAUUUUCCUGAGACUAUUCUUCUUGACAACAAUGGAAAAAGAAGAGAACAAGAUAAUAUUGUAAAUGAGCAAUCGAAAGAAGGUGUAUCUUUGAAUGGUUAUUUUAAUAAUGAAAAUAGAAUGACCAAUGCUCAAAAAAUGAGAAAAAUCAAAAAAGAACGAAAACUUCGGUGGGUAUUUGGUGAAAAGAUUGGAAGAAUUAAAGAUCAACCUGUAAAUUUACCUGGUGGAUUUCGAUAUGGUGACGGAAAGUUAAGAUUUGACGACGAUGAUGAUGAUGCAAUUAGCUUGUUUUCUAAUGAAUCAGAAAGUAAAAAAUUGGCUAAAGAUAUAUGGCAUAAGAAGAAGAAGAAAGAUAAAUUGGAAUCUAUAUUCGGUCGUGGGUUAAAAGAUCGAAAUAGUUUCAAAGAUUCGCUACCAAGAUCACUUGAUAACACAUCUACACCUAAAAAUAAUGCUCGUGAUAAUAUCCAUUCAUUCACAUUAAAUGUGUUAAGUCCGAAUGAUCGAAGAAGAAUGGUUAAAAAGAACAAAAAAUUACAAGUAAUGCUUGGUGAAGCUUUGGAUGAAAACAUGAUUCGUCAAACUAUAACUAUUCCGGCUGCACAAUCACCGAGAUUAUCCUACAAUCAAAGUAAAUUUAAUAGCGAAAUCGGCGUAUCAAAUAGAACUCACCAUGUUCGUAGAGCCUCUGAUUCAAUGAUUAUAACACCACUGCCUUCACCAAACAGUAUUAUAACUCCACCAGCGACCCCUCCCACUUUAUCAGAUGAAAACGAUGAAAAAGAUAGCCUAAAACGUCAAUCUAUGAACUCUGCGAUUGCAUUCACAAAUUCCAAACAUGCUCCAUUAACUUUUGCCAACAGAGACACUAAAGAGUAUCGAAGAAAAAAAUUACAAAAACUUUAUAAUUUUCUGGGUGAACGUGUUCCUAUUGACAUUGUAUUGGGUGAAAGUGAUAGUGAUAGGAUUUCACUUCCGGAACCAUUACCGGAUCCACCUAAACGAAAAUCUAGGGGAAGGCCAAGUUCUUUAUCGUUUAACUCGAAAAAGUAUACAUCAACAAGCUCGAAUGAUAAUACUGAUGUUCGAACAUCAAACACUCCAAGGUUAUCUGCGAUAGAUAGAAGACGUCAUCUUCACAGAGCAAUCAAAUUAGAAAAAAUGUUUGGAGAAGCUCCUCCCCAGGAUCUUAUAGUUCAGAAGUUACGUUCCAGAAACCUUACUGAUUCAGUAUCAUCCAUUGACAUUCAUCGUAGGAGCAUAAUGUCUCUUGAGUAUUUAAUGGAAAAUGAUAGAGAGGCUGUGUAUGAUCUCAUUGAUUACAUAGUAGAUAGUGAUGGUGAAAAUGGCAAUGAUGAGGAGUAUAAUGAACAAUUUGCUGUACCAUUAUCAGCCCCUGCAACUCCUCAUCCUGGUAAUUCAUUGAAAUUUGAUUUACCUCCAACAGAUCAGAAACAACAAAAAUUGAAGGGAAUCCGUAAACUAUCUCACUUCUUUGGGGCAACUUAUGGACAAAUGUUCCCUGAUCAAGUUCUUGGAGAAUUAUUAGGAGACCUUGAAAGAGAAAUUAGAGAAGAGGCACGACAAAAUGAAGUUGAUAAAGCUGUUGUUGUAGGAUUAAUGGGUCAAUUAGAAGAAUUAAGAGCAAAAAGUGGAGAGUUAGGACCAAAUUCAGAUGAUGAUGAAAAUGCUAUUGAUGAAGAAUUAUCUUUGACAGAUAAUGAAACAGAUGAGAUACGUAAGAGGUUAGAACUAAAUCGUAAAAAGAGAGAUCUUAAACCAGAAAGU